Molecule: messenger RNA, 1809 nt
Organism: Stereum hirsutum FP-91666 SS1
Lineage: Eukaryota; Fungi; Basidiomycota; Agaricomycetes; Russulales; Stereaceae
Product: G-alpha-domain-containing protein
Exons: 9
Coding region: 1-1809 (602 amino acids)
Biological process (GO): adenylate cyclase-modulating G protein-coupled receptor signaling pathway
Cellular component (GO): heterotrimeric G-protein complex
Molecular function (GO): GTPase activity; G protein-coupled receptor binding; guanyl nucleotide binding
Source: RefSeq, a predicted model, not a curated record
AUGAGUGUCGCCGUCUCCCGGCCUUCAUCCUCAAUUUCCCAUUCGUUCGACCGACAUUUGCCCAAUUAUGACGACGACCCUCUCACAGCUGCACUCGCUCCGCCGCCAGAUGAGACCGCAGAGCAGAGGGAGCUGAGGGAGGCAGCGGAGGCGGAGGCACGCCGUGUCAGCGAUGAGAUCGACGAGCAGCUCCGGAAUGAGAGGAUGGCUUUGAAGAAGAAGAAGGCUCCGGUAAAGGUGCUGCUGCUUGGUCAAAGCGAAAGUGGCAAAAGUACGACUCUGAAGAACUUCCAAAUGCAAUACGCCCGCACAACCUGGCUAGCCGAACGUUCCUCCUGGCGCGCCGUCAUCCAGCUCAACCUCCUCCGGUCCAUAAACAACAUCAUCGACCACCUCUCACAUGCCCUCUCCACCGUCCCUCCUUCUCCCACCAACACCACCACCCUACCCAAUUCAUCCGGCUCCGGAUCGUCACCACCUUCCCCACACGCAAAUCAUCAGACGUUCUCACAUGCGAGACCGAGCACGUCGACUAUAGCCACGACCACGAGCACGGGGCAGAGGAGUCCCCCGACCCGCAACGUCGAUCUUCCGGGAAUUACAGUGACCGCUGGGAUCGAGGAGGUUCAUCACGCCGGUUCCGAUUCAGCGGGGGCCAUUACACCGCCCAGAACGUCACCGCCGACGAGCCCUUUGUUGCUCGGGCCUCUGCAGUGGACGGAUGCGCAUAGGACUUUGAAGUUGAGGCUUGCGCCGUUGAAGGGCGUGCAGCAGGAUUUGGAGGCUCGGUUGGGAUCUGCGGCUGAGGAGCCUACGACGAGUACUUCGGAACCACACGAUGCGCUUCCUAUGCCGCCUCCGCCUCUUUCUUCUGUUCCUGUUACUGCGUCCGCCGCCGCCGCCGCCGCCUCAGCUGGUGCGUCUCGUAGACCACAGGAGUUUUACGUCCGGAGUCGGGAUGGCUGGAAGAGCGCAUUGGAGAAGUUGAAGCCUUGGGCUCCGUCGAGUUCUGGUGAUAGUGCGGAAGAGACGUUGGAGAAGAGGGCGAGGAGGAAGGAAGAGGAGGUUAGUGGGGUGCUUGCGGGGUGUGGGGAGGCUAUGAAGGCGUUGUGGGAGGAUGGGGUGGUUAGGGAGAUGUUGAGGCGGAAGAAGAUAACGUUGGAGAAUGGGCCGGGGUUCUUUUUGAACGAUAUAGAGAGGAUCACGAAGAGGGAUUACGAGCCUUCGGACGAUGAUGUUAUCAGAGCUCGUCUACGUACCGUUGGCGUCCAGGAAUACAGCUUCUCCAUUGAGCAAGGCCGUACUGCAGGUCAUGAGUGGUUGAUGUACGAUGUCGGUGGGACGAGGUCUUCCCGCGCAAUCUGGUACCCCUACUUCGACGAUAUGGACGCUAUCAUCUUCCUCGCUCCGAUCUCGUGUUUCGAUGAACGGCUGGCGGAGGAUAGGAGGGUGAAUAGGUUGGAGGAUACGUAUAUGCUCUGGAAGACACUUUGUGGGUUGAAGCUGUUGAGCAAAACGCAGAUUAUCCUGUUCUUAAAUAAGUGCGAUCUGCUGGAGAGAAAGUUGCAGGCUGGAGUGAGGGUUCGCGACUAUGUGCCUAGUUAUGGAGAUAGGGAGAAUACAGUGGAGACCGUUAAGAAAUACUUCCAGAGUCAUUUCAAGGAAAUUGCGAAGCAGAACUCUCCAGAGCAGAGAAGGUUCUACGUUCAUUUGACUACGGUCGUCGAUACGCGUGCGACGGCUGCGACGUUGAGGACCGUGGAGGAAGGUAUCCUGCGCGAUAGCUUGAGGAGAGCCGACUUGCUUUAG